Arvicola amphibius (Eurasian water vole) is the source of this 2786-nucleotide messenger RNA. RefSeq names its product solute carrier family 39 member 12 (gene Slc39a12). Gene Ontology annotation, biological process: zinc ion import across plasma membrane; intracellular zinc ion homeostasis. Gene Ontology annotation, molecular function: zinc ion transmembrane transporter activity. Gene Ontology annotation, cellular component: membrane. The record is from RefSeq and is a predicted model, not a curated record. The transcript has 13 exons. Bases 542 to 2650 code for a protein of 702 amino acids. NCBI's taxonomy places the organism in Eukaryota, Metazoa, Chordata, Mammalia, Rodentia, Cricetidae.
CUAACACUGCUUUUGACGUCCUAACACCGUGUAAACAUUUGCAGCUUGUGAAAUGAAGUUUUAAAGGGCCAAUCUUUCUGGCAACUUUUGGUUUAAGCAAAAGUGAAAGAGCGAUCAGCUGGACAGGAGACUACCUUAUCAAACACUAAUCUCUUUCACUUUGCAAUGUGGAGGUUUUUGACCUAGAUUCUGUCCUUUGAAAGGCAAAUGACUGUAGAUAAUUCUAAAAUACUGCGCUAACUGCUAAUAUAAAAGGUUAAUUCCCUAACCACAUUUAUUUGACUAUCCUGAAAAUCUGUCAGCCCGAAACUGUCUGCUUUUAUCCACCUUCGCUUUUUACCUUCUGAGCAGCCCUCUCCAUAGCAACUAGAAAUGUCUCUGGGCUGAAAUAAUCCUCUCCAGCUCCCAGUGCACAGUCAAGGAAUUUUAAAAACAGAACUUUGGAACCGCAAAAGGCUCUCAGAGAUUUAAAGGCCCAGGGAGCUCAAGAUAAAUAUCCAUUUCUCUUUCUUGAGAAAUUCCUCUGGUUGUAAGGUCUCCUAUGCACAGCCCUCACCGCAGGUCAGCUCAAGCCAAAGGAAGAGUGGACAUGUGUACCCUGACAAAUCUUUCAGUGUUGAUGGUGCUACUACUGUCCUACCUCCUCGGCCUUGUUUCGUCUACUGAGGUGGACAAGGCCCCAACUCAGGAUACCAGCAGUGCUGGGAGUCAAGGCCUGCUAGAAGUCCUAAGGGGCCUCUCUGUUGGUGCCAACCAGUCCCUCAUCCAUCCACGAAGCCUCAUCAAAAUUCUGCUUGAGAAGACUGGGUGUCCACAGAGGACAAAUGGAAAACAACGAGUCUGCAAGCUGUGCUUGGAGCCCGAUGCACUGUUACUCACGGCUGGAGGAGAUUUUGAGGAUGAGCUUAGAGAGGAAGAGGUCCAGAGAGUUUCUCUCCUCCUCCUUUAUUACGUCAUUCACCAGGAAGAGAUCUGUUCAUCAAAGCUCAACAUGAGCAACAGAGAAUAUGCAUUUUAUCUGCAUAGCCUCCUGGGCCUCAGGCAGGAUGAAGACUCCCAUUUCCUUUCACAGAAGGAAACUGAUGACAUCUUGGCGCUCACCAGGAAGUACUUUGGCACUUCUGGUGGCCAGUGUGUGGACACUGAGACUCUACAGAGGCAAUCUGGCAUUCAGGGCAGCGAUGGCGCUGAUGAAAAGACACUUCCUCAGCUGGCUGCAGCCAUCCUUGCCCUGUCACUCCAAGGAGUUUGCCUGGGGAGAAGAGACUUGCCUUCCCCAGAUGACUUCACAGACUACAUUUUCAGUUUCUUGAACAGGACCAAUUCCCUCCACCUAUCCGAACUAGAUCAACUCCUCAACACACUCUCUACCAGAAGGGCCUGUGCCAAAAAGGAUGCCCUCCAUCAACACCAAACAAAAGAAAACAUGACAAUACACAGUUGGGGAGAUCCUAAGACAUCUAUAGCAAUGGAGAAAGAGUCCGAUGACCGUUCUGUUUCCUGGAAUCAGGCUUGCUUCUCUGCUAGGCAGCUGGUGGAGAUAUUUCUACAGAACCGUAGUCGUCCAUCUAUUUCUAAGGAGGACUUUAAGCAGCUAAGUCCAGGGAUUGUCCAGCAACUACUCAGCUGCUCUUGCCAAACGCCCAAGGACCACCAAGAAAAGCCCCCACCCACCACUCUGGAGAAAUAUGGCUACAGCACAGUGGCUGUGACGAUCCUGACGUUGGGCUCGAUGCUUGGGACGGCGCUGGUCCUUUUUCACAGCUGCGAGAACUACGGCCUUGUUUUACAGCUGUUCGUGGGCUUGGCUGUGGGCACCCUCUCUGGGGACGCCCUGCUCCACCUCAUCCCUCAGGUUCUUGGUUUACAUAACCUGGAUUUUGGACAUUUCCAUGAAAGCCAAGGUCCUAUUUGGAAACUGUUGGGAUUGCUUGGAGGCAUCCAUGGGUUUUUCUUGAUAGAAAAAUGUUUUUUCCUCUUCGUGUCACCAAAUACCAAGGGCCUGCCAUUUGUUAAUGGACAUGUGGGACAUGCCCACCAUCUUGCACUCAACCCUGAAUUCAGUGACCAGCCAAGUGGAGGCAAGUCUAUUUCAACCAUCCAGCUGAAAGGCCCAGAAGAUUCACAGACAUCCGAGCUACCCAUUGGCGAUGUUCCAACCUCCAACAGAAAAUGCAAAACUGUCAGCUUAUUGGCAAUUAUGAUACUAGUUGGGGACAGCCUGCACAAUUUUGCAGAUGGCCUAGUAAUAGGGACAGCCUUCUCCUCUUCAUUGGAGUCAGGAAUAACCACAACAAUUGCUAUUUUGUGUCAUGAAAUUCCACAUGAAAUGGGAGACUUCGCUGUACUCUUAAGCUCUGGACUUUCCAUCCGGACUGCCAUCCUAAUGAACUUUCUAAGUGCCCUGACCGCCUUCAUAGGACUGUACAUCGGUCUCUCCGUGUCUGCUGAUCCAUGUGUCCAAGACUGGAUCUUAACAGUGACUGCUGGAAUGUUCCUAUAUUUAUCCUUGGUGGAGAUGCUUCCUGAAAUGACUCAUGUUCAAACACAGCGACCCUGGAUGACGUUUCUCCUGCAGAACGUUGGAUUGAUCCUAGGCUGGCUUUCUCUUUUGCUCUUAGCUGCAUAUGAACAGAAUAUUAGAAUAUAAGUUAAGAUGCUUCAAUGUCUUCCAAAAUUAUAUCUCAUUUCUUAUGUGUUCUCUAUGCUGAUUACUAAAUUCAGUAUUUUUAUUUUAGGCAAAGAGUGUAUUUUAUCUUAUUAAUUACGUAUUGUAAUAUUUUUAG